Molecule: messenger RNA, 3657 nt
Organism: Penicillium samsonianum
Lineage: Eukaryota; Fungi; Ascomycota; Eurotiomycetes; Eurotiales; Aspergillaceae
Exons: 3
Coding region: 1-3657 (1218 amino acids)
Biological process (GO): protein phosphorylation
Cellular component (GO): cytoplasm; nucleus
Molecular function (GO): protein binding; ATP binding; protein kinase activity
Source: RefSeq, a predicted model, not a curated record
AUGACAGACGACUAUGAUGAUAUACUCAACUCCCUAAAUAAUAACUACUAUUAUAUAGAUGGAAACAAUCUAUCUCCUUCCCUUGAAACCUGGUCCAAUUCUAGCGACAUUCAAGAAUUUGACCUCAACAGUCUCAACCUCUCCCACUCUGAUUCGUCAUGGGUUGACCUUGACCCUUUAGAGUCAGCCAUAACGUCCACUCGAAAUGGCUCUGCCCCAGUUCUCAGUACCCUUUCUCAAUUCACUGCCAUCCUAUCCCAAACUGGUAUCCACGGCCCUCGUCUCAUCAGACCGGCCAAUCUCUCCACCCGAGCCACUAAGAUCGGCUCUGGUGCUCAAUUUACCGUGUUCAAAGACCCCAUAUUCGAAGGAGAGGUCAUCAAGCGUGUUAAUGUCCCACUAUCAAACAUAGCGGAACAGCGCUUCUCAGCAAGCAUAGACUAUCGCUUACAGCUAAGAACAUUGGUACUAGAGGUACUAUCGCUCUGCAACCCCGUUAUCCGUGCGCAUCCAAACAUCACCAGUCUCAUGGCAUGGGGGUUUGAUUUCCCCUUUGCGGAUAUGGCCGUGCCCGUGUUGUUUAUGGAGGAGGCCAUGAUGACUUUGGGGGACUUUCUGGGCGCUGAGAAGAGGGAGGUGGGAGUGAUGUAUCAGCUUGCGCUAGGUGUAGCAAAUGGGCUGGAAGCGCUGCAUAACCUCAAGAUCGUGCAUGGGGAUGUCAAGCCGGACAAUGUGCUUGUGUUUGCCGGCCCGAGUGAGAAUAUGCCCUUCCAAGCUAAGUUAAGUGAUUUCGGGGUUUGUGUUGAUUUAGAGACACCCGAGGGGAGAUUUGCGUUGAGUGAUUACCGUGGAACGCCGGCUUGGUUGGCACCUGAAGUGGUGAAUGGGGAUGUUUCGAGCUUUGGGGGCUUCUCGCCGGAAUUGAUGUUCAAGUUUGAUGCGUAUAGCUUCGGCAUGGUGCUCGUGUCUAUUUUCACCGGUGGUCAGGUUCCCGUUAUGGAUAGGAAUCCUGACAGGGUCACAGAUCAGAUUUACAAGUUGCUCAGCCAAGCAGAUAUACCCUCAACUAUGCGCACUGAGCUGCGCAAGGCAGCUUUGAAACUAUUGUCCCAGGACCCUAGAGAGAGACCACUCCCAAGUGCAACUUUGCUCAAGAUCGACAUCCCGACCUACGCUUUCUGGUAUCUCAACCGUUCCUUCAUUCACAUCGAUCAAUGGCUGAUAACUAACCCUAGGUUUUCCUCAAUCCAACCCAACUCCACAAACACUCAUGUAGGAACUAUUGAUCCAAUAUACAACAAAGGUCCGCUCUUCUGGUACAGGCUCGAUCAGAGUAUUCGAACAGAGCUUGAGGAGCAGCACGCGCUCAGUAAGGGAGGGAAUGCGCCUCCAUUUGCAGGAGAUGUGCUUUUUGGGAUGGCGCAGACAAUUACCGGCGAGAAGCCGAUGUACCUCAAUCGAAUGCUAACGUAUUUGGGUGACGCAGCGAGAGGGGGAUACUCACCGGCUAAGGCUGUAUAUGCGCAGAUUAUGGAGGCGCAUGGUCAAACGCCGGAGUUCAGCAACGAAGUGUUGGAAGAGUGGAUGCUGCAGGCUGUUUCCGAGGGGUACCUUUUUGCGAAACCUGGUGGAUUGGAGAAGAGAGUGGAAGAGGCGAAGAACCGGUUUAGAAUCCAGGGGGGUUCUGCUCAGACCCAUUCCUGCGGAAAAGUGAUGUUAAGGGAAAAGGCACUGAAGUGGAAGAUCAAGAACGGGAAUUUUGUCGAUCGUACACGGAAUACGAUAUUGCAUGCUGCUGCUGCUUUUGGGGCUGCUGAUGCGUUGCAGGGUCUAAUGGAUGAUGCAAAGAUAGAGGUGGACGUGGAGAAUGAGAAUGCCGAGACGCCGUUGUAUAAGGCGUUUCAGGCGGGACAUACGAAAGUGAUUGAGGUCCUGCUUGGCCAUGGUGCGAGUGCGUCCUGUAGAACUCGACAGAAGAUCACUCCUCUGCAUUGGCUGUUUAUGAUCCCCGAGGGUUCGAUCCGUGAAAUCGCAAAACGGAUGGUUGAAAGAGGAGCAGAUGUCAAUGCAGUGAUGGAGCCCGUCAAGGAUCACAACAGUGGAUUCUCAGAAAAAAUCCAGAUACUUCAUUACCCGUUUGAACUUCCACAUGGGUCACCUCUUCACUGGGCAUGUUUCUUCCGCAACAUGACAGCCAUCAACGCUCUCAUUUCCCUCGGGGCUAAUGUCAACGCAUUCUAUCAUGGCUCAGACCCGUCAACCACUCCACUUGCGUUGGCAGCGUACUUUGGGGAGCCUAUCAUAGCCAAAUAUCUGACAUCUCAUGGUGCGGACGGCACUUUACUCGACUCAAUCGGACGAAAUAACUUGCACGGAAUCACGAAGUAUUUUCCUGACCGGCAUGGCUACCUGCGUCAUCACUGGCAUUAUUGGAUUCGCCAUGGGACUUGGGAGCAUCAUUUGGCGCAGAUCGCGGAUUUGGUCAAUAUAUUGGUCGAGGCUGGUGCAGACAUCAAUGCCAAGGAUAAGGGGAAACCUUGUCUGACCCCCCUGGCAGCGGCAGCCGAUCGGGGAUGCUGGGAUGGGGGUAUGAUAUGUGCAUUGCUGGAUGCUGGAGCUGAUUUGGGGGAAUCAAUCCUGACCAUGGGAGAUACAGUCCUGCAUUCAUGGGCCUCUAUCGUUGGACCGCGUCUGGAUUACCCAGAUUCAUACCUACCGACAUUGAAAAAGAUAGUCAAGGCUAUGCCAAACCUUGACGUCUGUAACCGGUUCGAAGAGGCUACUCCACUCCAUGAGUUAACAACCAUCUACCACUCGGAGAACGAAUUCGAGGCUGCAUGCGAGAUUUUCCUCGGUCACUCCCGUCCAGCAGACAUCAAUGCAAAGACCCGUCGUGGCGAAUCCCCACUAUCUAUAGCUCUGGAGACAGACCUCGAUCCCGCACGACGAGGCCGCUUCUUGCUCGAGAAAGGGGCCGAUCCCCUCGUUCUCAACUACCGAGGGCGAGACGUCUUCUAUUCAAUUGCCAACAACCUUGUUCUCGCUGACCAAGACAGUCACGACCUCAUCCAGCACCUUCUCCUUCAUCUCAGCCCUGACAUCCAAAAGGCCUACACAAAGUACUAUCUCCACAACCCCAACAGCAACGAACCCCUCUUCGCCGCCGCAGACAGCGGAAAACCGUUCACGUUAAACCUCCUCCUCUCUCUCGGUCUUGCCAGCUACAUCAAUAAGCCUAACACAACGAAGUCUCCACCGUGGACCCCCCUAGAUCGCGCUCUCCACUCCGCCGAGCUCAGCCGCCGCGCACACAUGCGGAAACUGGCAUCUUACAAACCUGGUGCAGCACGAAUUAAAGCGCUGAAGCAGAACCUCGUCUACGAUGAAACCCAAGGUCCACCGGCGCGUGCAGCUGAAUCGUACAGAUCAUUUCCAGAGGUUAUCCGGAUCCUUCGAGAUGCAGGGGCUAAACGGACAUGUGAGUUGGAGGGCACAAAGGGGGAUUAUAUUGAACAACCGAGGGAGUGGGAUCAAGAGGAAAUUCAAAAGUACGGAUUUACGGUGGAGACACAACCGAAUGUUGAGGCAUGGAGGGGAUUAUAUGAAUUGGCUAGAUACCAGAGUGGAAAUUGGCUGGGUAUGUUGAUGGGGAAAUGA